AUGUCAAAUAAUAUUGGAAGGUCAGCACAAUGUUUGUACCCUGGAAUGAUGGUAGAGGUAAGAUUUUUAAAGCUAGUAGCUUAAACACUAUGGUUUUAUUAUAUAUACAACUGAAUAAAAUAAAAACUUUUUUUUAGAUUCUUAAUUUACUUGCAAAUACUAUGAAUGUAGAAAUCGAAAAAUCUAAAGCCGACGUGUCACCAAAUAUGACAUCUACUCAAGCGUUUGAAAUACUUCGUUUUGCUGUGGUAUGUUAAAAUCUAACUUUUAUUAAAACUCCUUUUAUGAGUCAAAUAUAAAGGUUGUUAUUAUAUAUGUGCCAAGGAUGAGUUACUUUUAUAUGAAAAAGAAGGUUCAUUUAAGCAUCGAAAAAACGAUUUUUAAAAACAAAAAUAUUAAAAAAUUUAAAUUAAAAAAACAUUUUUAGCAAAAUGACACUAUUGAUGAAGAAAUGAUUCGCCUAGUGGAAAACGAGGGUGUCGAUACCAUAGCAUACGCAUUUCAGAGAACCCAAUUGCGAAGCAAACGAGUUUUAUACAGUCACAAAUUGUAUACAGUAAGUCACAAUUUAUUUAAAUAUACAGUGGAACUCCUGUAUAACGAACUCCUCUAUAACGAAACUCCCGUAUAACGAACAACUUUUGAAGCCCCGUCUACCACUACACAGUGCAUUUAAAACUCCUCUAUAACGAAACUCCUUUAUAAUGAACGAAUUUCAAAUCCCCGAGCGAUUCGUUAUACAGGAGUUCCACUGUAUAUAUUAUGUGCGUUAAACUUAUUAUUGACUGGUCAGUCGAAAACAGUCAAUUCUUGUCCAAAAGUUGAUAAGCAAGAAUCUAAGCAUGCUUUAGCUAAGCAGAGAAAAAAAGACGUUCUUUUCGCGAAGAGAGAACAUAUUCUCUUAUCUUCCAGAAAAGAAGUAAGAAUGAUUACAUUCAAGGGUUCGAGACAAGAACUGGAAGUUUUUCACUGACCAUCUAAUCAUAAUUGUAACGCACGUGAGAUAUAUACAGCUAGCAAUUUUAAAAAGGUUUGUUAAAAAUUGGAUAUUUAUUCAUUCAACGGGUUAUAAUUUUUUAGGCAAAAUUAUUUAUGCUGCACAGACACUUUCACGAAAAUAAGAACCGUGAAUGGUCGUUUUUUGAAGUUUACGAUGAUCAAAUAUGGGGUUUUAUCGGUGCAAUAAUGAUGGCUCAAAUUAUUUUUUAUGUCAUCCAUAGCGCUCUAGAGCAAGGUCUGAAUUUACAAAGCAUGGGAGAUGUAAGAUGUUAAUUAAUUCUUAAUUUAACGACAUUUGCUAAGCGGGAUGGAAGAGGGGGUGAGAAAUCCCCGCCUGCGAAUUAUUAUAAUUUAAAUAAUAAAAAUAGUAGUAUAUGCUAUAUUCAGUUAUAAAAAAAAUUGCAGUUGUGUUUAAAAAACGUAAAUCUUGAAAUGCAUGAAAUAGUUUUAUAAUCUAAAAAACUUUGUUGUCAAGCUAAAAAAAAUUAUAAGUAACAAAAAAUGCAAAAGAUUUUCUUUCCUUUACUAAUUAUGCAAACAGGCAUUUUGGUAUUCAAUACAAAUCCAUCUUGGCCGACCGGUCCAACCGCAAAAUCAUCGAUUAGCUGUUCGAUUUAACACCGUGUUUGUAUCAUUAAUGCAUGUUGUUACUGUGUUGGGUUUGUACAGCUCGUGGAUAGUUUCACAACGGUUACAAAAAGAUGACGAGAACUUUAAUGGGUGGAAUGAUUUUUUUCAAGUGAGUCUACUAUUUUAUGCCUUUGGUAGAUUUUGUGGCAAUAAAUGGGAUUUUAAACUUCUUCCUAUAUGGCUGGGGACUUAAAAAUAUCGUUUGGAAGAGAGAGAGUCUUUUCUCUAGCGUCUCUCGUUUUAUUGUGCUCUCUUGUCAAAAUGGCGCAGAAUUUUGUACUUUCCUGCGCCGCUCUUUCACAUGGUACCAUUUAUUUUUAAAAAGCGAAUGGGCAGUUGGUAACAUUCCCUUGUGAGAAAAAAAAUAUUUUUGAGAAAAAAAUUUGAAGUAUAAGUCUCCAGCGAUAUAUUUUGAAAACUGCAUAAAUUUUAAAAUUAAGCAAAAACAAAUAGAAACAAUGUUUCGAACUUCUUUGCUUUUAUUUUAAUUUUAAAAAUAAUUAGAACAUACUUUGAACAUCCGUUUGCAGUUGUGUAGAAAUUCAACAGAUAAAAAUUUUACUUUACUUAAGCAGUAUUAUAAUAUGUAUUAUAUUAGUUAAAUAAAAAAUACAGUGGAACUUUUUUGUAACAAAAAUAUUAUGUAUAACGUUGUAACAAUCACUCAAAAUAGUUUAGAAACUCGAUCAAGGUAUUGUUUAUCUGGCUCUACCAGAAAAAAGUUGGUUUUAUGAAAGACUAUUGGAAGCAGAAGUGCAGCCGUUUUCAACUCUUUUUCAGUUGUAUAGAGGUAAACUAAAAAUUUAAUAUGUAUUAUAUUCGAUAUGUAGCAAAACGCAAAAUAGACAGAAAAAUCUGUUUUAAAAAUUUCAGAAAAGCCAAACAUAAUCAAGUUUUGCAAAGUACAACGCGAUUGUUUGGCUUGGUCAAAUAGUUCGAAUGCUGUAUUUCCAUUGCUCGACGAAAGCACUUUGCGUCGAACGUUGCAAUUUUACUGCAGUAUUGUGCCACCAUCAAGUCCUUUAUUAGAAUUAAAUGCACGAAUGAUAUUUAAAAAUGGUAAUCAAAAGUUGGUCGAGUACUUUGAUGAUGCUAUAGACAAGAAUGCGUUUUUGUUAAAUAUGAUUCAUAACAGAUAUGUUAGUCAGAUUCAAAAACUUCCACAAAGUUGUCCUGCAGUGUAUAAAUUCGGUAUGCGGUUUAUGAAAAUGAAGUAAAAAAAACCGGUUUUCAGUUUUUAGCACAAAAAAUAGAAUAAUUUUAUUUAUUGUCAAUGAAAAAAAGAAAUUGUAAAACUAGAAACAUUUUUAUCGUAUAAAAAAUAAAACGUUGUAAUUAUCUAUUUUGAUUUUAGUUGAUCAGCCGUAUCAAGGUUUGCUGGUUAUCUACGCGAUGUUGGCCAUUAUUUCUUGCUGCAUUUUUUUAAUUGAGGUUACAAUUUACAAAAUAAAAUGUUAG
Molecule: messenger RNA, 3087 nt
Organism: Bursaphelenchus okinawaensis
Lineage: Eukaryota; Metazoa; Nematoda; Chromadorea; Rhabditida; Aphelenchoididae
Source: the annotation of a GenBank genome assembly